Microbotryum saponariae is the source of this 1198-nucleotide messenger RNA. NCBI's taxonomy places the organism in Eukaryota, Fungi, Basidiomycota, Microbotryomycetes, Microbotryales, Microbotryaceae. The record is from the annotation of a GenBank genome assembly.
AUGGUCAGUCAACCCCUGCCCUCCAAUCGACGUUGCAGAUUCAUAUCACCAACACUGAAAUUCGACUUCCCCCCUCCCCUCCCCUCUACACCUCCACCUCUCCACAGGCCGACGUCUCUUCACCUGAUAUCGCCGCGGCUUAUGAGGACGUUCGAAAUGGUACGCUGACUUUGAGUUGGACUAGUUCAACAACGUCUUUGAGGGUCCGGUUCUGUUGCGCACACGAGCAGAACCAUAGGCACGUUUGACGGAUGGGCGAUUUCCCUCUACCGCGAGACCCGGGACCGCUCGAAAGUUCGAAAUGGGUCAACUACUUCCUAGAAACUGAUCACUGGGUUUUCUAAUGAGAACAAACAUUAGAUAAAUCGGAAACGAAUUGGUUGCUCCUGGAUUACGAAGGCGACAAAUCGGACAAGUUGAACUUGACCGCUACAGGAACCGGCGUCCGUUUUUUUUAUUCUAAAAUCAAGCAAGGUCGGUGGAACGUGGGAGAUCGAGUGCUGAUGCUGUGUUUUGUUUUUCUUUGAAACAGGGUUUGGACGAACUCAAGACCAAGUUCGCGGAUGAGAGGGCUAGCUUCGCCUAUGCGAGGAUCGUCAGUUUAACCCCGCCCCCCCACCACACACUUGUGCUGCGUUUUGGAGAUUGGGAGUACUUGCUGAUACGAAUCAAGGUUUUGGUGUUGGGGUUGAUUUUAGACUUACUCGAACGACAAGGAAUCAACGAGGGACAAGUUCAUCUUCAUCACCUAUAGUACGUCCCUCCCUCUAGUCGCAGUACGAAACCGAAACUUUUUCGAUCCAAAGAUCGAAGCGACUGAUUUCCCCCCCUCCCGCCCCCUCGCUUGACUUUUUGCUGCACCAUUUCGUUUUCGUUUUCCAGUCGGUUCGGGCGUACGGGUCAUGCGUAAAGCCAAAAUUUCGGUACAUAAAUCCGAGGUACAGAAGGUCUUGCGCGCUUUCAGUAUCGAAGUACCAGCGGAGAACGCAGACGAUUUGGCAGAGGUCAGUUUCGAGGUUCGAUUGCGUUUGUUUUUUUUGCUUUUCGCUUUUCGCUUUUCGCUUUUCGGUCGUUUUGAGAUUGGUUGAGUGGUUGCUGAUGCCGGGUUUUUUUUUUCCUUUCCUUUUGGGGGUGGGCUUAGGCGCCUAUUGUGACGAGACUUAGGAAAGCGGGUGGAGCGUCUUAUGAUCGGGCUUAG